AUGCCUAGCCCUCCUCCAGCUGGUGUGUACGUUCCUGUACCGACCUUCUUCGUUUCCAAGAAAGCCGCGAACUACAACGCGAGUGCGGCUCCUCUCGACCCAGAGACACAGGCUGCACAUGCCCUCCAUCUUGCAAAGUCGGGGAUUACAGGCCUCGUGGUACUUGGUAGCACAGGGGAAGCUGUGCAUCUCACAAACAAGGAGCGGUUCGAGAUACUGUCUGGCGUUCGGAAAGCAUUUGACGACGCGGGUUAUAAAGAUUACCCCAUCAUCGCAGGUACAGCAGCGCAGAAUAUCGAAGAGGUCGUCGACCAGCUGAAGAGUGCGAAGGAAGCCGGCAGUCAGUGGGGACUUUGUCUUACACCAGGCUUCUUCUCGGGUGCAAGCUCACAGGAUGGUAUCAUACGAUGGUUCACGGCUGUUGCUGACCAGAGCCCUAUUCCCAUCAUGAUUUACCAUUACCCGGGAGUCUCCAACAACGUCAAGGUAGUCCCAUCCACCUACGCCGCCUUGUCGAGACACCCCAACAUCGUGGGAUGCAAGCUUUCUCACGGCGACGUAUCCUACCAUGCUCAAAUCGGUGCAAACCCAAAGAUUGACAACAAGCAUUUCCAUACAUUCACUGGGCUAGGGCAACAGCUUCUGCCAGUGGUCGUACUGGGCUGCGCAGGGACGAUCGACGGGACUGCGGGCUUUUUCCCCAAAUCAGUGGUUCAUUUAUACAAGCUUUCCGUAAAGAAUCAACCAACAGACGCGGAGGUUGCGGAGAGGAGACUGCUCCAGUACAAGGUUAGCUCUGUGGAAGAGCUUGUGGUCAAAUUUGGUACGGUUGGAAUCAAGGAGGCUGUGAGUAGGAUACUUGGGAUGGGAGACAGGGACGGGACCCGACUGCCGCUUGCGGGCGGCAUAUCAGGUGGUGACAACGAGUGGGAGGCUUGGAAAGAGGUAAUUGGCGAUUUGGAUGCCGUGGAAAAAAGCUUGUAG
Molecule: messenger RNA, 984 nt
Organism: Drepanopeziza brunnea f. sp. 'multigermtubi' MB_m1
Lineage: Eukaryota; Fungi; Ascomycota; Leotiomycetes; Helotiales; Drepanopezizaceae
Molecular function (GO): 4-hydroxy-tetrahydrodipicolinate synthase activity
Source: RefSeq, a predicted model, not a curated record